Molecule: messenger RNA, 1104 nt
Organism: Aricia agestis (brown argus)
Lineage: Eukaryota; Metazoa; Arthropoda; Insecta; Lepidoptera; Lycaenidae
Product: pancreatic lipase-related protein 2-like
Exons: 4
Coding region: 27-1037 (336 amino acids)
Biological process (GO): lipid metabolic process
Molecular function (GO): lipase activity
Source: RefSeq, a predicted model, not a curated record
CAGGUGUAUAGUUUUAAGAUAUAGGCAUGAAGCUUCUAGUGGUUUUACUCGCUUCGGUAGCAUUGUGUGCUGGAGGUGCAAUUCCCCAGAUCCCAGGGGAUAACAGCCACUAUGUCGAAGGCGAGAGCCGCUAUAUUUGGAUGCCCGAUGGGGAGGGUAAGCCUCAUCUAGUAGACCUUCAAGCUCCACCCGAAGAGGAGAUACUGCGUACCCGAAACGGUGCUAACAAUCAAUACUGGCUGUACACUAGACACAACCCAACAACUCCUCAGAUCCUCAUAAAUGGGGACGCUAACUCCGUACAGAGUUCGAAUUUUCAAGCGAACCGUCCCACAGCAGUCAUCGCCCACGGCUGGAACAGCGAUGGGAACUCUGAAGUGAACACCCUCAUAACAUCAGCAUUGUUAGCUGUCGAUGACUGCAAUGUUAUUGUCCUUGACUGGAGAAGCGCAGCAAGCGGACUUUACACGACAUCCGUGCUAUUGGUACCGAAUGUGGGUCAGCAUCUCGGAAAUUUCCUGCAGUGGCUAAUAAACACUACUGGUAGUAGCUGGACUCAAAUACAUCUGAUUGGACACAGCUUAGGAGCACAUAUUAUGGGUAACGCAGGUCGCCACGUUUGGAGUCAGCCCUGGAGAAUUACAGGUUUGGAUCCCGCUGGGCCCCAAUGGGGAGGAAACUCGAACGCACUCAACCGCUUCUCUGGAGUCCACGUGGAGUCCAUUCAUACUGAUGGUGGUCUUCUUGGAAUCAUGGACCCGAUAUCUGACGCUGACUUCUAUCCCAAUGGCGGGAGGAAUCCUCAGCCUGGCUGUUUCAUAAGUACCUGCUCUCACAGCCGGGCGUACGAACUCUUCGCGUCCAGCGUCAGGACUAACCAUUUCGUGGGCAGGCUAUGUGAGAACUUCAGCCAGGCAGAGAAUAGUCAGUGCACUGGAUCUGGUCUGAAUAUGGGAAACAAUAUACUUACAAAGCGCGGGUACGUUGUUAUAGUUACAAUGUCCUGUAUCUUCAAGUCACGCAAAUCUUUACACUAAGUACUAUACGUUUUUUUUCUUAUAUAUUCACAGAACAUAAUUGAAUUUUCUGUUUCAGAUUUGGGCU